This is a messenger RNA of Hydractinia symbiolongicarpus, 1825 nucleotides long. RefSeq lists its product as uncharacterized. The coding region runs from base 164 to 937 and encodes 257 amino acids. NCBI's taxonomy places the organism in Eukaryota, Metazoa, Cnidaria, Hydrozoa, Anthoathecata, Hydractiniidae. The transcript is spliced from 5 exons. The record is from RefSeq and is a predicted model, not a curated record. Gene Ontology annotation, molecular function: carbohydrate binding.
UAGGUUCAGUCAAGCGCAUCUACAAACAAAAGCAGCUGCAAUUUUAGAUUACAAGCGAGUAGUAGCAGUUUAGUUUAAGCUUGUGUUAAUCAAAUUUUAAAAAAAGAAUUGAUGGAAUUAUACGGCGAAGAUUAAGUGGUGCAAAAAUUAAACAUAGCUAGCCAUGCAUCGUCUCGUUGAUAUUUGUUGUUUGUUGUCCAUUUUAACCGCGUUCAUAUCUUGCAACCCUACUUCAUUUGAAAGACCCAAGAGACAAAAUGGAAAUUCGGAUUACGAAUUAAUGCAAAGGUACUGGAGGGAAGUUUUACCACUUGGUUUCUUUAUCAACAAUGGUGCAGCUGAAACAGGAGAUAAUACCGCCGCUGUUAGUGUCCGUGACAAAAUCGAGCGUCUAGAAUCAGAAGGCAGCGGUGACGUACGGCGUGACGAUAUUGCCAGACCAACACCAUCUAUUACAAUACAAAACGAUAAAAAAGCUACUGUUAAUAACGAAAAAAUUAGCACGGAGGAGAGUGGUAAAUUGGCCGCAAAAAUUGAAAAAGGAGGAGACUCCGCUGGAGAAGACAAGAAAGCUGAUCCUGGUGACAAAAAGACGGUGCGAACAACUGUCACAUGUCAGGGUCAAAAAGAAUGGUUACAGUGUGAUGGACCAUACGAAUUAAUAAAAAUAAAAAACGCAUUUUGGGGUCGCGAUAAUGAUUACACGUGUACGAAAAGUGGCGUAACGCAUGGACUUAAGACGGAUAAAAAUUGUGCGCAGGAUGAAUCGAACACGAUGACAAAAGUCCAAGAGGCGUGUGAUAACGAGAACGUGUGUGAAGUGGUGGCUUCUGGGAUAUAUUUUGAUAAAGCAGACUGCUCGGACGUAUACAAAUUUUUAAGGAUGGAUUGGGAGUGUGCUCCAAGUGAGUCGAGAAUAAAAGAAUCUGUCAGUUAGGUAUAUAUAUACUCAUAUAUAAACUAAAAUGCACCGAACACAAAUACAACUAAAAAUUAUCCAAAUGCAGCGAGCUUUUUUUGUCAUGUGAUCUGUUCUGAUUUAUUUAAUUUUUGACGAUUUUAUUAAUAUAUGAAGCAUCUUACAUACAUGACAAAAUUUAUCUGUACGUUCAAACAACAACAGUAACAACAAAAGAAUUCAAAACAACAUAUUUUGUUCAGUUAGAUCAUACCCACCGAAGUAGCUACCACGGCUUGUAGUGUUUUUUUAUUUGGAGUAGAGAUAUUUCCAUGCGAGCAAAAUGCAUUUUCUUCCUCACAAUGUCAUACAUCUUUUCUGGUGUCAGAAUUAGAUUUGUCUCAAAAAUUCAUGAAAUUUUUACAUGAGAAUUUAAUUUUUUUUAUUUUAUUUUUUUCGACUUAUUUUCUUAAUUCUCUUUGACCCUCUUUCCGGUAGGAAUAUAUCUCUUAUAAAUGUAAUUUUAACUCUACGAAAAAUCCAGUUACUCGCUCUUUUACUCGCUUUAUAUGGAAUACGAUGAAAAGUUGUUUUCUUAAAUCAGACCACUGAAAGUUGUUUCGUAAAAACCAGUACAACGUUUCCCUCUUAUCUUCGUCAACUUCGUUUGUCUUGCUUAUCAUAAAAAUUAUUUUCCCCUUUCUCGCUUAUUCAAACUCUCUUUAUAUGCAUUACACUGUAAUUAAUAAUAAUUCUUUGUGUAGAUAGUUGCAUAUCUUUGUUAUUUGGAAAUUUUGACCAGAUCAGAGAGAGAUUUGGUUUUUGUUAUUGUUGUAAGUUUUAUUCUUUUAGGAGAGAAAUAUUUUUCGAUGUAUUACUUUCUACUUCAUAAUAACAGUUAAAAUAAAAGAAGCAUUUGCAUUUGUA